Molecule: messenger RNA, 1175 nt
Organism: Drosophila yakuba
Lineage: Eukaryota; Metazoa; Arthropoda; Insecta; Diptera; Drosophilidae
Product: thioredoxin-T
Exons: 3
Coding region: 143-616 (157 amino acids)
Molecular function (GO): protein-disulfide reductase activity
Source: RefSeq, a predicted model, not a curated record
ACACUUUUUUCGAUCCAAGUAAGCUGGCAGGAAUUUGACUUGGAUUCUAUAUAAAUACAACUGCCGGCCGUACAUUUGUUCAUUUCGGGCUGAUAUCUCGGUGAGAGCAGACGUUGGGCUCCAAAAAUUCCAAAUUAAAAUCAUGGUGUACCUGGUGAGAAACAAGGCGGAUCUCGACAAGCAGCUCACCCUCGCCGAGGGCAAGUUGGUGGUGAUUGAUUUCUAUGCCAACUGGUGUGGUCCGUGCAAAAUCAUUGCCCCCAAGCUGGAGGAGCUGGCGGAACAGUACUCGGACCGUACCGUCGUCCUCAAGGUGAACGUGGACGAGAACGAGGACAUCGCGAUCGAGUACAAUGUAACCAGUAUGCCCACAUUUGUGUUCAUCAGAGCCGGCGAUGUGCUGGACGUCUUCGUUGGCUGCAACGCCGAGAAGCUGUCCAAAUCCAUGGAGAAGUAUGCCGCCAGCGGCAGCGAACCGCUUCACUCAUCCGUACAGCUCCUCGAAUCCGAUGAGGAAUCCAGCGCCAAUCCCAGCGCCGCCUCCAGUGACAGCGAGGACGAUGUGGUCAUCUGCGAGGUGUCCGCCCACGAUCAGGAGGCCGUGCUGGAGCACUAAACACCACCUACCUAAUAUCAUCCAUGUGAGGCGAAUAUGGUGCCAAUUCUAAGCAACACACACACACAUCAUUCAUACAUAUGGCAAUACGGUAACAACAAACGCAAAACACACUACACACUCGCCACGCACACCAAGCACACCCAUUACACACCCUACACCUCACACACACACUGUGUACACUCAUGAAAUGUGGUGCUUGAAAUAGGACUGCUUGAACUUUCGAAUGCAAUUCAAAUGUAACUUGAUUGAUGUUACGGCGGCGGAGGACGCCCCAUCGAAUCUACACACUAAUAUCUUCCUGGGAAUCCGAGGACUUAUGUGAAACACACUCUUUACAUACCGCAAUCAUACCAAUAUGCUGUCGAGGGAAUCGAUGCCGAUACCACUUCUACAUUUAUGCUAACUCUUAAGUACACUAAAUGGAAAUAUGUACAAUCGACCGACAAUAUGGAAUACGCAUUAAUACGAAUUACUGGUUAUUUUUGUUUCAACACACGACAAAUAUUUGCUGCGAAACACAAAAUACAAUCAAGAAACAAAAUGUAAGAGCAACUAA